CACACAUUCAAUAUGUUUCAUAGAGUAUCAGACCGAAGCGCGAUGGCAGGCACUGGAGAUUAGAGUCUGCUAUUACUCGGCCCGCAAACUUCGAAGACGCAUGACAGUGGCCUUAUUAGCAUCAUCGGUAGUUCAUAUCAAAGACGGGAUAUAUCACGAAGUCUGAUGGCCUGACGAGUCAUGGUCGGAAGCGGGUCGGCAUUUCCUGACCGAUUGAAUUACGUUACUUUUAGUUAAACGCCGUGAAGAUGGCAAUGGACGAUGUUCUUACAGGUGUGGAAAGCGCGCCGGCGGUGAAGGAGAUUGAGACGGGCGCGACGGACCAGCCGCUGCUCUGCCAUCGGCUGGAGAAGGAUAACUUACCCGUGGUAUUGCGAGGAGCAGUGGCUGAUUGGCCGGCACUGGCCCGAUGGGACCUUAUCAACAAUCCUCAUGCACGCGGGUACUUGCAGCACCUGGUUGGGACGGCUCCAGUGCAGCUCAUCAUGACUCGCACAGGGCCACACAGCGCUGCCAUACAGUCACACCCUUUAGAGUCACAUGCGCCACCAGAAUCACAGGCGCAGCAGCAGCCCUCAGCCUACUUCGAUGGAGCGCUGCGCAAGCACGAGCGGAUCGCAGCUACGUUUUCUGAUGCCCUGGCCCUUGCUUGCGCGUCCCCCCUUGCUGCGGAAGCUGGAGCAAGUGCCAGAGGGGGAGGCAGCGGUCUUGCCGCUGCCACUCCUGUCAGAGGUGCUGCUGGCAGCGGUGCUGCUGGCAGCGGUGCUGCUGUCAGCGGUGCUGCUGUCAGUGGUGCUAUUGGCAGCGGUGCUGCUGGCAGCAGUGCUGCGGGCAGUGGUGAUGGGAAGUGCAAUGGGGGGCGAGGGGGUGAGGAGGGAAGUGAGGGGCGAGGGGGUGAGGAGCAGGGCAGUGGGCUGCAGGAGUUGAUACGAGCCAUGGCGUCUGGUGCUGCACCACUCGCGUUCUACCUCGCCCAGAAUCCAAUCUUCGACCGUCAACAGCCACAUCAGCACUUCCCGCUCACUCCCCUGCUGCAAGAUGCUCCUAUUGCGUCAGUCCUGGACCCAUCUCGUCUCACAUCAGCCAAUCUCUGGAUGACACUUGGCGGGCCCUCGUCCUCCUCGCCUCACUACGACCUCUUCCACAACUUGUUGUGCAUCGCCACUGGCUCCAAAACUGUUCGCCUGUGGCCUCCCUCAGCCGCACAUCUCCUGGACCCCAUGCCGCUCUACUCCGAGUCCUCCAACCACGUGCACCCCCAUCCACCACCUCUCCACCUGUCCCCAGCAGCAGCGGCUGCAGCAGCGACUGUGACUCUCCGUGCUGGGGAUGUGCUUUUCCUGCCUGAAGGCUGGUACCACCAGGUGAGCAGCGCGCCAGCCACUAUCGCCAUCAACUUCUGGUGGCCCUCCCUAGUGUGCCUCUCGUUUGGGUCACACAUGGACCUAUACUACGCAAGAAGAGUGUUCACAAGUGUGUGUCUCAUUUGUGCCACACAUGGACCUAUCCUGACGCAUCCGUGUGUACUGACGCAUCCGUGUGUACUGACGCAUCCGUGUGUACUGACGCAUCCGUGUGUACUGACGCAUCCGUGUGUACUGACGCAUCCGUGUGUACUGACGCAUCCGUGUGUACUGACGCAUCCGUGUGUACUGACGAAUCCCCUGCUGGAAGCUCACAAGGAGUGCAAGGCUAAAAGGGCAGCAACGACAGGAGCUGGAGGGGAAGAGGGUGUGGGUUUUGGCUUUGAGGUGCUUCAAACGGCAGAAGGGGUGGAGGGUGGUGAAGUAGGGUGUAGUGGGAAAGCAGGGGAGUCGGCAGGACCCAAGGUGGCUUUUGAGUCGACUCACACGCCCCUCGGGGGGGUGGAGGCUGGGGAGGGAGGAUACACUGGGAAAGUAGUGAAGUCGGCAGGAGAAGGAAGGAUAAGAGGGGAGGAGGAACCGGCAGAAAGAGGGGGGAGAGAAGGGGAUGAGGAGGGUAGGGAGGGAGAGGAGGAGGCAGAGGAAGGAAGGAGGGUGGAGGCGAAGAAGGGAAGGCAAGAGGCGAGGGAAGAUUUGAGUGAGAGGGAGAGACGGGAGCAGGAGGAGAAGGGAAUGGAGGGAGAGGGGGAUAGAGAAGCGGAAGCGGGAAUGGAGGAGGAGGCGACGAAGGGACGGCGGGAGGUGAAGGAUGCGUCGAGUGAGAGGGACAAGGGCGAGCCGGACGAGAAGGGAAUGGAGGGAGAGGGGGAUAGAGAGGCGAGAAUGGAGGAGGAGGCGAAGAAAGGACGACAAGAGCUGAUGGAAGAAUUGAGUGAGAGGGAGAGAAGGGCAGUGGAAACGCUUGUUCUGGCUGCUGCUGCUGCUGCUGCUGCUGAAGCUCCUGCUGGUGUUUUUGGUUGUUGUGAUGCUGCUGGGGCUGGGAAGAGGAGGCGUGCUCUUGAGGCACAGGAGAAGCAGUGUAGGCAUAAGCGGCAACGAGGGGAAGACAGCCGGGAAGGAUGGCAGAAGGGAGCGGAAGAAGAAGUGGGGGAAGCAGCUGGGGAAGAAGAGAGUGCAGAGGGGGAGGGGAGUGACGAGGGGGAAGAGAAGGAGGAGUACAAAGGGAGGGGGGCUGCUGCAGUAGUGGAGUCUGUGGUUGCUGCGUUGCCCCCAGCGUCACUGCGCAAAGUCCUUGUUACCAUGGCUCGUGCCUUUCCCCUGUCCGCGCACCAUCUCCUGCACCAUGCGCUCUCGCCCCUCUCUGCUUUCCUCAUCACCUCUCGCCUUGACGCGGAUGCAGUGCCUCCUGCGCUUCCAAGCACUGCAGCCGAUGCCAGUGCUGCUGGUGCUGCUGGUGCUGGUACUGGUGCUGGUGGUGGUGCUGGUUGUGAUGGUGCUGGUGCUGGUGCUGCUACUGUUGGCACGGCUGAUCCUGUUGGCAGUGGCAGUGGCAACGAUGGUGGAUUCUUCGAGCAAUUCUACAAUGCGCUUCCUGAUUCUGCAGCUGCAGCUGCUGCGAUACUCCAAGGGGUGGAAGAGUACAGCAGACAGUCGCUGAAAGAGGUGGUGCAUCUGGUGUGCGCCUUUGACUGAAGAGUCGAAGCACAAGCAGGCAAGUUGACAGCAGAUCUGGUUGUGAGGCGCCUCAAAGCUGGUGGGUCUGAUAUCGGUGGUGCACCUGCCCGGUGUGUACAGUCCCAGUGUCUCCUCCAGUCAGCAAUAUUCGAAUGAGGAACUACAGUGUCUGUUCCACAGCCAUGUCAGUAAGAAUGCAGACCUGGUUACCAUAAGUUAGCCACAAAAGUGCCAUACCAUUGUGUUGGAGAUAUUAGGCUGGGAUGUAGAUGCA
This is a messenger RNA of Closterium sp. NIES-67, 3312 nucleotides long. NCBI's taxonomy places the organism in Eukaryota, Viridiplantae, Streptophyta, Zygnematophyceae, Desmidiales, Closteriaceae. The record is from the annotation of a GenBank genome assembly.